AUGUUAAUAUGUGUGCUAUUCUUUUUGAAGCUUUUAUUAUACUCAUCGAUUGCAACAAAACCAAAAUUAACAUUUGAUGAAUUUUUCGAUUAUACAGAUUUUGUAUCUCUGAGUUUUUCUCCUAAUGGUAAAUAUUUACUAAUUGAAACUUUACGACCAGAUUGGAAUUCAAGUACUUACGAAAAUAAUUUUUGGUUGUAUGACGUAAAAACGAAGAAAAAAAAUCUUAUUUUGACAAAUAAAGGCGCAUCUUCAAAACCACAAUGGUCGCCAAGUGGAAAUUGGAUUGCUUUCUUGAGAACUGAGAAGACAACAAUGAAUACUACAAAACAAUAUAAGCAUUAUCAACGUUCAUUCGAAAAUGUUGAAAAAAAGCAACAAUUUAUUUAUCUAUAUUCAAUUAAAUCUAAGAAAGUAUUACCAAUUUUAAUUGGAACUGAAAUCCCGUCAACUUUAGCAUGGUCCGAUCGUGAUUCAUCUAUUUAUUUUAUUACAACUAAGACAAGAGAAACAGAUGACGAUCAAAUCGAAUGGAAAGAUGUGAUUGACUAUCGAAAGAGUGUUCAUAACUAUGUUAGUACUAUUAAUUGCCUUGUUUUCGAAAGAAAAAAUAAAAAAUUAUCGGUGAAAAUACGUACUAUUCGAGAUGUUCCUUUUCUAAUUGGCGAACUAUUAUUUAGUUCUGUUGUCCAAAAGCUUGUAUUUACGUCAAUAUCGCUGUUAACUGAAUAUAUGGAAUACUUUGAAAUAUACUCAAUUGAUCUUCAAAAUUCGAAAAAAAUAUCUAGAUUGACAAAUAAUAAUUUAUUUGAAACACAAUUAUCGUUGUCAAAUGAUGGAAAACACGUCCUUUUUCUGCAGCAAAGUCGUAGUGUGAAUCAAAAAGAAGAAUUUGCUGAUGUACAACGGCGACUAAGUUCCUUAGAUUUAACAACUGGUCACAUUGAACGGUUAGUAAAAGAUUUUUCUGGCAAUCUUAUCGGAUAUACGUCUAAUCCUAAUGGUGGUGUUUAUAUACUCGGACAACUGAGAACUGAAGUUCAUAUUUAUACACAAAAGUCAUCAAUGAAUAACACAAUUGAUUGUCGUGGAUGGAAUGGUACUUAUCAUCUUAUUUCAUCAUCAUCUGUCAGUCGAAGACAUACAGUUGCAUUCGUUUAUUCGUCUCUCGAAAAACCAAAGGAAGUUUAUAUUAUUGAUGAUAUUAAUCAACUUCAAUCGGCGCGUGCAAUAACAAACGAAAAUGAUCUGUUUACUCGACGACAUUUACCAAAAACUAAAGUUUAUACUUGGAAAAAUGAUCAUGAUAAUCAAACGAUCGAAGGAAUUUUACAUUAUCCACCAGGAAAAUUCGAAUUUAAAAAUUUACCUCUUCUUAUUCUCAUUCAUGGUGGUCCAUAUGAUAUGAGUCUUAAUGCAUUUGAAGCAAACUGGUAUAAUUGGGCUCCCAUAGCAGCUGUUGAAGGUUGGUUAGUUCUUGAACCUAACUAUUGUGGAUCUACAGGAUAUGGUGAUCAAUUCGUCAACGAUAUUCGUUUUCAACCAUUGUCUCGACCAGAAAGAGACAUUCUUUCAGCAGUUGACAAUCUAAUCAAGGAUGGUACUGUUGAUCCAAAUAAAUUGAAUGUUGGUGGGUAUAGCUAUGGUGGUUUUCUAACAAACUGGUUGAUUACGCAAACCACACGUUUCAAUGCUGCAUUAUCUGGUGCCGGUGCAAUCGAACAUGUCUCAUCUUGGGGUACUAUGGAUAUACCAUUGCUUUUGAAUUAUUUGUUUGGAGGAUUUCCAUGGGAAGUACCAGAAAUAUACAAAAAUCAAUCAGCUAUUUAUCAUUUAGAUCGAGUACGCACUGCAACACAUAUAAUUACUGGCGAAGAUGAUGUUCGAGUUGAUGCAGAUCAAAGUUACAUUUUAGAACGUGGACUUCAUAAUUUAGGAAUACCUGUAAAAUUAUUAGUUUUUCCAAAAGAAGGACACGGACUAGAGAAUAAUCCUUGGCAUGGAAAAAUAAAAGUUCGUGAAGAACUCAAAUGGCUUGAGAAGUAUGGUCAUGGAUCAUAA
Molecule: messenger RNA, 2061 nt
Organism: Rotaria sp. Silwood1
Lineage: Eukaryota; Metazoa; Rotifera; Eurotatoria; Philodinida; Philodinidae
Source: the annotation of a GenBank genome assembly